CAAACUCACAUCGUCCGGGGCAGUGUUUUGAAAUAAGACAAGAUGUCUGCCGGAGCAGUGCUAAUGGCGAGCGAGCGUCAUUUUCGAGACAAUAACUAUAACAACAAUCUUCCAGAGGACCGAAUGGACGUUGAAAUUGACCCAGGACACAACCUAACGGACCGGGAAGACUUGGACGCCGGAAUACAAGCCCCUUGUUCAUCUAACGGCAGUGGCGGGGAGGAGGAUGAGUCGGAGGCCAUUGAUCGGGAAAGAGAAGCCGGGGGCUCGAUUCCUCAGCGCAACGGGGAAGGAGUGUUGUUGGGCAGGGAGCAAGAGGUGUCGGUCGAAAUCGGAGAGACGUAUUUAUGUCAGCGAGCCGACAAGACAUGGCAUUCUGCUGAGGUUAUCCAGUCCCGGCUGAACGAACAGGAGGGCAGAGAGGAGUUCUACGUACACUAUGUUGGAUUUAACAGACGUCUGGAUGAGUGGGUGGGCAAGGCUCGCCUGGCACUGACCAAGACGGCGAAGGACGCAGUGACAAAAAUCGCUGAGGGUGGAGGAGGGGGCGAGCUAGGGGAGCAGCCAGAGAGGAAGAUCACCCGCAACCAGAAACGCAAACAUGAUGAGAUCAACCACGUGCAGAAGACGUACGCAGAGAUGGACCCCACCACAGCUGCCCUGGAGAAGGAGCAUGAGGCGAUUACUAAAGUGAAGUACGUGGACAAGAUCCAGAUUGGUAACUUUGAGAUUGACGCCUGGUACUUCUCCCCAUUCCCAGAGGACUAUGGCAAACAGCCCAAGCUGUGGAUCUGCGAGUACUGCCUCAAGUACAUGAAGUACGAGAAGACCUUCAGAUACCACCUGUCCCAAUGUCAGUGGAGGCAGCCUCCUGGGAAAGAGAUCUACAGGCGGAGCAACAUCUCUGUAUACGAAGUGGACGGUCGCGACCACAAGAUCUACUGUCAGAACCUGUGUCUACUGGCCAAGCUCUUCCUGGAUCACAAGACGCUGUACUUUGACGUGGAGCCUUUUGUCUUUUACAUCCUGACUGAAGUCAACAGGCAGGGAGCACACAUAGUGGGAUACUUCUCCAAAGAGAAAGAGUCGCCAGAUGGGAAUAACGUGGCGUGUAUCCUCACCCUCCCGCCCUACCAGCGCAGAGGAUACGGAAAGUUCCUCAUAGCCUUCAGUUAUGAGCUGUCUAAAUUGGAGAGUACAGUAGGUUCUCCAGAGAAGCCCCUGUCAGACCUGGGCAAGCUGAGCUACAGGAGCUACUGGUCCUGGGUGCUGCUGGAGAUCCUCAGGGACUUCAGGGGCACGCUCUCCAUCAAGGACCUCAGGACAAUGACCAAAAUCUCACCUCCUGGCUAUGUAAGGGCUAGUUGACCAAGAAGGAGAGUGAUGGAGUGCUGCAUCAGAUGACCUGGCCUCCACAAUCACCUGACUUCAACCCAAUUGAGAGGGUUUGGGAUGAGUGGGACCGCAGAGUGAAGGAAAAGCAGCCAAAAAGUUCUCAGCAUAUGUGGGAACUCCUUCAAGACAGUUGGCAAAGCAUUCCAUGAGACUACCUCAUGAAAUUGGUUGAGAGAAUGCCAAAAGUGUGCAAAGCUGUCAUCAACACUUUUUUUUGGUUACUACCUGAUUCCAUACGUUAUUUCAUAGUUUUGAUGUCUUCACUAUUAUUCAACAAUGUAGAAAAUAGUAAAAACAACUAAAAAUGGAAUGAUUAGGUGUCCAAAUUUUAGUUUGGGACUGUAUGUGAAUAUCCAUCCACUUGCAAAUCCACAACACCUGCAUUCACUUGUACAUACACUACCGUUCAAAAGUUUGGGGUCACUUAGAGAUGUGCUUUACUUUAAAAAACAAGGACAUUUUUUUUGUCCAUUAAAUAACAAAUUAAUCAGAAAUCCAGUGUAGACAUUGUUAAUGAUGUAAAUUGUAACUGGAAAAGGCAGAUUGUUUUAUGGAAUAUUUACUAUGGAAUAUUUACAUAGGUGUACAGAGGCCUAUUAUCAGCAACCAUCAUUCCUGUGUUCCAAUGGCAUGUUGUGAAGAGGCAACUCUGGGAUGCUGACCUUCUAUGCAGACUUGCAAAGAAAAAGCCAUAUCUCAGACUGACUAAUAAAAAUAAAAGAUUAAGAUGGGCAAAAGAACACAGACACUGGAUAGAGGAACUCUAUCUAAAAAGUCAGCAUCCCAGAGUCGUCUCUUCACUGUUGAUGUUGAGACAGGUGUUUUGCCCGUACUAUUUAAUGAAGCUUCCAGUUGAAGACUUGUGAGGCAUCUGUUUCUCAAACUAGACACUCUAAUGUACUUGUCCUCUUGCUCAGUUGGGUACCGGGCCUCCCACUCCUCUUUCUAUUCUGGUUAGAGACAGUUUGCGCUGUUCUGUGAAAGGAGUAGUACACAGCAUUUUACCGGAUCUUCAGUUUCUUGGCAAUUUCUCGCAUGGAAUAGCCUUCAUUUCUCAGAACAAGAAUAGACUGAUGAGUUUCUAGACUGAAAGUCCUCUGUUUCUGGCCAUUUUGAGCCUGUAAUCAAACCCACAAAUGCUGAGCCUCCAGAUACUCAACAAAUCUAAAGAAGGUCAGUUUUAUUGCUGCUUUAAUCAGCACAACAGUUUUCAACUGUGCUAACAUCAUUCCAAAAAAUUUCAACGGUAGUGUAUGUCAAGUACUCCCACGUCAUAGUGUAUGUAAACUUCCGACUUCAACUGUAUACAACUAAGGUUGAAGUCAUUAAAACUCAUUUUUCAAUCACUUCACAAAUUUCUUGUUAACAAACUACUACUUUACAUUUGUUUACAGACAGAUUAUUUCACUUAUUCACCGUAUCACAAUUCCAGUGGGUCAGAAGUUUACAUACACUAAGUUGACUAUGCCUUUAAACCGCUUGGAAAAUUCCAGAAAAUUGUCAUGACUUUAGAAGCUUCUGAUAGGCUAAGUGACAUAAUUUGAGUCAAUUGGGGGUGUACCUGUGGAUGUAUUUCAAGGCCUACCUUCAAACUCGGUGCCUCUUUGCUUGACAUCAUGUGAAAAUCAAAAGAAAUCAGCCAAAAAAAAUGGUUCAUCCUUGAGAGCAAUUUCCAAAUGCCUGAAAGUACCAUGCUAUUCUAUACAAACACUGGUAUGCAAGUAUAAACACCGUGGGACCACGCAGCUGUCAUACUGCUCAGGAAGGAGAUGCGUUCUGUCUCCUAGAGAUGAAUGUACUUUGGUGCGAAAAGUGCAAAUCAAUACCAGAACAACAGCAAAGGCCCUUGUGAAGAUGCUGGAGGAAACCGGUACAAAAGUAUUUAUAUCCACAGUAAAACGAGUCUUCUAUCGACAUAACCUGAAAGGCCGCUCAGCAAGGAAGAAACCACUGCUCCAAAACCGCCAUAUAAAAGCCAGACUACGGUUUGCAACUGCACAUGGGGACAAAGAUUGUACUUUUUGGAGAAAUGUCCUCUGGUCUGAUGAAACAAAAAUAGAACUGUUUGGCCAUAUUGUUAUGUUUGGAGGAAAAAGUGGGAGGCUUGCAAGCUGAAGAACACCAUCCCAACCAUGAAGCAAGGUGGCAGCAUCAUGUUGCGGGGGUGCUUUGCUGCAGGAGGGUCUGGUGCACUUCACAAAAUAGAUGGCAGGAAGGAGAAUUAUGUGGAUAUAUUGAAGCAACAUCUCAAGACAGUCAGGAAGUUAAAGCUUGGUCCCAAAUGGGUCUUCCAAAUGGACAAUGACCCCAAGCAUACUUCCAAAGUUGUGGCAAAAUGGCUUAAGGACAACGAAGUCAAGGUAUUGGAGUGGCCAUCACAAAGCCCUGACCUCAAUCCUAUAGACAAUUUGUGGGCAGAAGUGAAAGUGUGUGCGAGCAAGGAGGCCUUCAAACCUGACUCAGUUACACCUGCUCUGUCAGGAGGAAUGGGCCAAAAGUCACCCACUUUAUUGUGGAAGGCUACCUGAAAUGUUUGACCCAAGUUAAACAAUUUAAAGGCAAUGCUACCAAAUACUAAUUGAGUGUAUGUAAACUUUUGACCCACUGGGGUUGUGAUGAAAGAAAGAAAUAAUUCUCUCUACUAUUAUUCUGACAUUUCACAUUCUUAAAAUAAAGUGGUGAUCCUAACUGACCUAAGACAGGGAAUUUUUAGGAUUAAAUGUCAAGAAUUGUGAAACUGAGUUUAAAUGUAUUUGGCUAAGGUGUAUGAACACUUCCGACUUCAUCUGUACAUUUGACCACACACACACCCAGCCCCAGAUUCUCAUUGCUCUCCUCCCU
Messenger RNA from Oncorhynchus nerka (sockeye salmon), 4236 nucleotides. RefSeq names its product K(lysine) acetyltransferase 8 (gene kat8). The record is from RefSeq and is a predicted model, not a curated record. Gene Ontology annotation, cellular component: chromatin; MSL complex. The coding region runs from base 43 to 1368 and encodes 441 amino acids. The transcript has 10 exons. Lineage: Eukaryota; Metazoa; Chordata; Actinopteri; Salmoniformes; Salmonidae. Gene Ontology annotation, molecular function: histone H4K16 acetyltransferase activity; transcription coregulator activity. Gene Ontology annotation, biological process: positive regulation of transcription by RNA polymerase II; negative regulation of DNA-templated transcription.